This is a messenger RNA of Paramecium sonneborni, 1773 nucleotides long. Lineage: Eukaryota; Ciliophora; Oligohymenophorea; Peniculida; Parameciidae. The record is from the annotation of a GenBank genome assembly.
AUGUUUAGCAGUGAAAGUAUGUAAGAGCAUAUUUUGUAUGACAAAAUCUAUUAAUACCUAUGGGUUAAAUCAGAAACUGCCAACCCUCCUGCCAUCCUCAUUCCUGAUACCGUCAUUCUUAUUCGUUCUAUGCCCAUCUACUGGUAUUACACUGAUAAAGAAACAGGAGAAAUAAAAAAGAAAAUGAGAAAGAAUGUUACGAAAUAAAACAUUAAACAAACCUGGAAUCAAUAAGUUGGCAGAGGAGGUGUGGUUGCAUACCUUUUACAUUUUAUGUAUGCGUUGUUCCAUACUAAUUUGCAAGUGAUAAUUUAGAUCUGAAUUACCCUCCAGAAAAGUUUUCAAUAAGCGGUUAAAUCCAAGUGAUCUACUUUGAUGUUGAAGGAUUCAAUAAAUUUAUGGACGGGCACUUCGAAUUGCCUUUUGGUAUUCUGUAACAAUUCAUCGAACCAGCAGAUGAUAGGAAUUGUAAUAUAAGAAGUGAUUAUUGAAUAGCCCAAAUUUAGGCUUUUUGGAGUAAAUCAGUCACACUAUUCACAAAGAGAGUUUGCAAGAAAUCUUUCAUGAACAAGUCGAUGAAUAUUUACGAACGACAUUGUACUUUUGAAGGACCAGAAUAUUUCAGUGAAGCAAGUAUGUAUAUAUUGUUGAUAGUUUAAUUAAAGCUUAAGUGAAAGAUUUCUAAUCUUAGAGAAUCUCUGAAUAAAUAGAUAAAAUGAUCUCUCAUUUAGAUGCCAUCUCAUAUGGGAAAUUAAAUAUCUCAUAAGGGACAUUCUAUUUCAAAGUUGAUAAGAAAGCAAGAUGUUGGUUUUUAUUUUGUGGGAAUUUGAAAUUUGAAGAUGAUAAACAAUUAAAAAAUCUUCCAAAAGAUCUUUAUACUUAAUCUCAAAUAAAAGUAUAUUAUCAUCCUAUAAAAAAAAAGAUACCAAAAUCAAUAGAUAAUUUGAUGUCUGUAUAUAAUUCUAGACCUCUAUAAUUAAAUAGAGAACAUAAAUGUAUUAGAUGUGGUUAAUUGGAAAAGGGAUCAAAUUUUGUAGAAGUUCCAUAUCAUUUUUUAAUUGAUUUUCAUGAAAAUCCACUUCCAGUUGAAUAGUGGCCUCUCGAAGUUAAAAAAUCAGCAAAAUAAGUUAAAUUAAGUGGUGCAAAUUAAGAGAAGAUUGCAUAUGUGAAUACUAUAUCUCAAAUUCCAAUGACUUUUUAGAAAAUACAUGAAUAAUUGAAUAUUUAAAACUAUUCAGAUUUUAAGUAAUCUCAAGGAUUCAAGUAUAAAACAAUAGCAGUUUGUUUAGAUUGCUAUUUCUUAAUGGGUAUAAUGAAAUAUAAUAUAUUAAAGUUGAAAAUUAAGAGAGAAUUGCUAUGUAAGAAGUAACAUAAAAGGAGAAAACAAGUAUACCAAGAGUGAAAUCUAAGUAAUUUUAAAGAAAAGAAUAAAAUCUUAAUCAAUUUCUCAAUUCUACUCAUUUAUUCAAAUAAGUGAAAUCAGUUAAGAAUAUAAAAAUAAAACCAAUAGCUUCUCAGACUCCAACUCCAAAAUAAAAUACAAUAUAAAAGUAUGUAAAUUUGAGAUUGACAAAUUGUAAAUCAAUAACACCAAUAAAAUAUUCAAUUGAAGUACCUUCAACUGCAGAUUAUUUGUCUCGAAAGACAAAAUCUACAUAUUAGGAUUUGAGUACAACUUACAAAUUCAAAAAUAGCAGAGACAAUUAUAAUCAAUCAUUAUAAGAGAGAUAAUAAAAUAGAUUGAUAGAAAUUAAAGAUGAAUAAGAAUAAUGA